ACAAAGAGGAGAAUCAUUCGUGUCCCCGGCUUAAUACCACCGAAAAACAAAAAAAAUUGUGGUACACUAAAGAUCUUUAAUAUAGCCGUUUUAAAAUUUCUUCUCUAUGUGCGAAUAAGAAUUUGAGGUGAAGUAACAGCUGCAACGCAAGCCGAGGCAGACGCGGUGACGCGGACAAAGGCAAAAGGGAAAAGGGAAAAGGGCAAAGGGAAAAGACCAGAUAUCCAAUAUACGCGAAUCGUACCGGGUCUCAACAAAAGUUGUGGUUUUUUUUUGGUUUUUUUUAUUGGAUUCAGUGACAACAAAAAGUUCAUUCGCCUAUUUCGCUCACGAAAAACGGCUGGAAGUAAAAGAGUGCAGGGAAAAGAAGGAAGAUGAGCAGCAGCCGCGGCUACCCAAAACUGAAGCGCCGAACGCCAAGCCCCCCUCCUCCUCCUCCUCGGCGCGAAAGAGGAGAAAAAUCUUCCAAGGAUGACGCCAACGCCUCUGACUCUGCACCUCGUUACACAGCAUAUCCCACAACUUUGCUAGUUAGAAACCUCUCUCAAGACACAAGGCCAGAGGAUCUUCGCAUUCCUUUUGAGAGCUUCGGACCUGUGAAUGAUGUAUAUCUUCCUAGAAAUUACCAUACAGGAAAACCAGCAGGUUUUGGAUUUGUUAAGUACAGAAAUGCUGAAGAUGCUGCAGAAGCCAAACACCAUAUGAAUAAUCAAAUUAUUUGUGGGCAUCAGAUCAGUGUUGUUUUCUCUAAGGAGGAUGCUAAACGUCCAGAACAGAUGCUUGCAAAAGAACACAACACUUAGUUGCUAUUAUGAAGAUUAGAUAUAGUACAGGAUUAUCCUUUCUCUUCCACAACAUGGAUUGCAAAAAUAUAGUCUCAUAAACAUGAACAUUCUUAUGCUAUUUUUAUUUUCCUUGUUAGAUUUCUAUAUGUUAACCAUUUAUGAAUAGUAAUAUUAUCAAUCUAUUCUGCUAA
Molecule: messenger RNA, 976 nt
Organism: Cryptomeria japonica (Japanese cedar)
Lineage: Eukaryota; Viridiplantae; Streptophyta; Pinopsida; Cupressales; Cupressaceae
Product: serine/arginine-rich SC35-like splicing factor SCL28
Exons: 3
Coding region: 375-803 (142 amino acids)
Biological process (GO): mRNA splicing, via spliceosome
Cellular component (GO): nuclear speck; cytoplasm
Molecular function (GO): RNA binding
Source: RefSeq, a predicted model, not a curated record